Conger conger (European conger) is the source of this 9680-nucleotide messenger RNA. It is a transcript of the gene dennd4a, whose product is annotated as DENN/MADD domain containing 4A. Gene Ontology annotation, molecular function: protein binding. Lineage: Eukaryota; Metazoa; Chordata; Actinopteri; Anguilliformes; Congridae. The record is from RefSeq and is a predicted model, not a curated record. Gene Ontology annotation, cellular component: cytoplasmic vesicle. Gene Ontology annotation, biological process: regulation of Rab protein signal transduction.
ACGGUGUGCCUAGGAUUUCCAUCACAACCAAAAUGGCGGUGUAAAGAGACGGUUGGGCACCACGAUGAACGGGGCAUGUUUGUUGUAAUGUUGAAUUGAAUAAUAUAUUCUUAAAGAAGAAGAACAUGAUAAUGUAACUGUGCUUGGAGCCGAACAUACAGACGCCAUAACAGGACACAUAUCGUGUGUGUAAAUCGGAUGAUAUCCACCACGCGGGGAUGGGAGAUGUUGGAGGACAAAGGCCCUCGCGUAGCGGACUACUUUGUGGUGGCCGGCCUGACGGACUCGUCCAAACCGCUGGACGAGGAGAUCCACUUCGACGACGCGUGCCACAAGACGGCCAAGCCGCGCGCGCCCAUCACAGACGUGCUGGUGGUGAUGCGCUCGCUGGGCGAGGAGGUGCCGGCGGGGUACACCUGCGUGGACUCCACGCCCUCCGGCCUGUCCGCAGACCUGAACGGGGGCAGCCUCAUGGGGCCCCAGAUCUUCCUCUGCUACCGCAGGGGCCGCGACAAGCCCCCGCUCACUGACCUGGGAGUGCUGUACGAGUGGAAAGAGCGUCUGAAACCAGGCUGUGACAUCAUCCAGACCACGCCCUCUGGUCGCCCUGCCAACAUCAGCAGCAACUCCUCGCAGCGCAUCUACAUCACAUACCGCCGCGCCUCUGACUCCCUGCCCCACGCCUCGCUGGCCGUCACCGACAUCUGCAUCAUCAUCCCCGGCAAGGGGGAGACUCCCCCUCACACCUUCUGCAGGGUGGACAAGAACCUCAGCAGCAGCAUGUGGGGUACCUCAGUCUACUUAUGUUACAAGAAGUCUGUGGCCAAAACCAACACAAUCGCCUACAAAGCAGGGUUGCUCUGCAGACACCCUGAGGAGGACUAUGAGUCAUUCCCGCUGCCCGAGUCAGUGCCCCUGUUCUGCCUCCCCAUGGGAGCCACCAUCGAGUGCUGGCCUUCCCUGACCAAGUACUCCCUGCCCGUCUUCUCCACCUUCGUCCUGACGGGGGCCUCUGGGGAAAAGGUGUACGGGGCUGCCAUCCAGUUCUACGAGCCGUACCCCGCGGAGCGCCUGACGGACCGGCAGCGCUCCCAGCUGGGGCUGCUGGAGGGCGAGAGGAAGGGCGCCGGCCCCAAGGCCGUUCACACCAACAAGUGCAUCUGCCUGCUCUCCCACUGGCCCUUCUUCCACGCCUUCCGGAAGUUUCUCACCUUCCUGUACCGCUACUCCAUCUCCGGCCCCCACGCGCUGCCCAUCGAGAAGCACAUCUCACACUUCAUGCACAAGGUCCCCUUCCCCUCUCCCCAGAGGCCUCGAAUCCUGGUGCAGUUGUCCCCUCAUGACAGUCUGAUGCUGAGCCAACCGGUAUCCUCGCCCCUGCCCCUGAGUGGCGGGCGGUUCUCCACGCUGCUGCAGAACCUGGGCCCGCAGAACGCCGUCACCCUGCUGGUCCUGGCCGUCACCGAGCACAAGAUCCUGGUCCACUCCCUGCGGCCGGCUGUGCUCACCAGCGUGGCCGAGGCCCUGGUGUCGAUGAUCUUCCCCUUCCACUGGCCGUGUCCGUACAUCCCGCUGUGCCCGCUGGCCCUGGCCGACGUGCUGAGCGCCCCCUGCCCCUUCAUCGUGGGCGUGGACUCCCGCUACUUCGACCUGUACGACCCCCCUCCCGACGUCAGCUGCGUGGACCUGGACACCAACAGCAUCUCCCACACCGAAGAUAAGAGGGCCCUGACCUGGAAGAUCCUGCCGAAGAAGGCCUGCAAGAACCUUCUCAACGUCCUCAACAACCUCUACCAGCAGCUGGCCCAAGGCCAGCACAGGCCCCGGGAGGACGGGCUGCUGGAGCUGGCGGUGAGCGAGCACUGCGACCUGGCCGGGGGGAAGAGCCUGCAGGCGCUGGAGAUGGAGAUCCAGGAGGCCUUCCUGCGCUUCAUGGCCGCCGUGCUGAAGGGCUACCGCUCCUACCUGCGGCCCAUCACCCAGGCGCCCUCCGAGAAGGCCACCGACGCCAGCUCCCUGUUCGACCUGCAAGGGUUCCUGAGAAGCCGGGACCGCUCCCACCAGAAGUUCUACUCCCUGAUGACCAAGACGCAGAUGUUCAUCCGCUUCAUCGAGGAGUGCUCCUUCGUCAGCGACAAGGACGCCAGCCUGGCCUUCUUCGACGACUGCGUGGAGAAGCUGUACAACACAGAGCGAAGCGCAGACAAAGGAGGGAAGGUCGACGGGGAGCGUCCGGAGGAGAGCCGGCUCAUAGAGCUGGACGAAUCGCAGCGCAGCGAGCACACGGUCUUCAUCACCCCCCCGGAACUGCCCACCCUUCCUGAGGGAGAGGAGUACCCGCUGUGCUACAGCUACAGCGGCUUUCCCGUGCUGAGCCGCGAGCUGUUCGACCCUCAGGAGGGCCUGCGGACCCUGGCCUCCCGAUUGGCCACUCGCCACAGCUGCAGCACAAGCCCCGCCCCCAUGUUCCGCCGCACCAAGCAGGAGAUGAGAUCGUCGCAGAAGAUGGCCAAGAAGUACUCGUCCAUCCCGCAGAUGUGGUCCAAGUGCCUGCUGCGGCACUGCUACGGCCUGUGGUUCAUCUGCCUGCCCGCCUACGUGGCCGUCUGCCACUCCAAAGUGCGGGCGCUGCGCACCGCCUACGACGUGCUGCGGAGGAUGCAGGCCAAGAAGCUGCAGCCGCCCGACGAGGUCUGUUACCGGGUCCUGAUGCAGCUGUGCGGGCAGUACGGACAGCCCGUCCUCGCCGUGCGGGUCCUGUUCGAGAUGAAGAAGGCCGGCGUCCACCCCAACGCCAUCACCUACGGCUACUACAACAAGGCGGUGUUAGAGAGCACCUGGCCCUCCAGCACCAGGGGCGGCUACUUCCUGUGGAUGAAGCUGAGGAACGUGGUGCUGGGCGUGGCUCGCUUCCGCCGGCCGCUGAGGAGGCAGCAGGCCUGCGUGGCGCUCACCCCCCUCUCAGAUGGCAGCGAUCUGGACGCGGUCAGCCACGGCAGCCUGGACAGCGCUAACGACGCUAACCCCGUGGAGCAGAGCCCCUUCGGCACUGACUUAAUCAAAGUAGACUCCACCGACGAUAGAUCUAGCACAGGGGGCCAGUCUGACCUGGGGUACAACUCCCUGUCCAAAGAGGAGGUGCGCAGGGGGGACAGCAGCCCACAGAACAGCUCCCGAGACCGAGAGGACAAGAAGGAGAGCGACUCCAGCUCCUUGUCAGAGACGGAGAGCGCCAAGGGCAGUGGAGACUGCCUCCCACAGCUGGACUUCCCGGCAGUACAAGGCCCGUUCCAGCCCCGCGCCGGCAUCGUCCGCGGCAACUGCCCCUACGACAACGCCCCUGGAGAGGCCAAUGAUGCGAGCGCAGCCGCUGGGCUGCUCUUCUCCUCGCUGGAGGAGAUGGGGGCGGUCGAGGGCGUCAGCCUGCGCAGGAGACACAGGAGCGCGGUGGAGGAGGGCCAGGGUUCAGAGGAGUGGCCCGGGGUCAGAGGUCGCAGCCUGAGCGGGGACGGGGCGGGGCACAGGGUCCUGGGGCUGGGGAUGACCCAGGGGGAGACGGACCCCGCCCGCAUCGCCGAGAGGCUGGGCGCAGACGCCAAGAUCCUCUCCGGAACCUUCCGGAAGAGUGCGCGGCCGGACUCCCUGGAGGUGGGCUGCGGAGGGGAGGGUGCGGUCAGGCCCAGCUCGCUGGACGUGGGUACGCCCAGGCGUCGCCACGGCGACAGCCGAGAGAGGGACUCCAGCGACGAGGACAAGGCCGACGCCCCCGCCAUUUUUGACCUGGAGGACCUGGACGGGGAGGCGGUGGGGCCGGGCGCGGGGGCCGCAGGGGCCGCAGGGGCCACAGGCAGGCGCAGGAGGGUGGUGGAGCGCACCGUGAGCUGCUGCAGCUUCAGCGGCCAGGCGGCGAAGCGCACGGGCAUCGAGGCGGGCUUCGACCCGCUCUCCCUGCUGGCGGCCGAGACGGAGCGGACGCAGGAGGAGGAGGCGGAGCCCGAGCGGGAGGGCGGGCCCCUGACGCCGCGCCGCGACCUGGCCGAGGAGAUCGAGUCGUACAUGAACAACAUGGGCAGCCCGCUGAGCAGCCGGGCGCCCAGCAUGGACCUGCAGGAGCCCGCCAGCCCCGCCCCGCAGGACACGCCCGCCUCCCGGCGCUCCAGCCUGCCCCACAGCUCGCCCCGCCCGGCCGGGCUGCCCCGCUCCCGCAGCUACCACCCCCGCCCCCGCCCCCGCCUCUGGUCCUCCCCCACCGUCUCCCUGGGCAGCCCCCGCCGCGACCGCGAUUCCGCCGUGGACCUGCCCUCCCCGUCCUCCUUCGCCCUGGACUCCCUCCUCACCCCCACGCUCGACGUCUUCAAGAGCAGCGUGGUCUCCGCCGGGAAGGGCGUGGCCGAGAAGGCCAGCCGCUGGUAUUCCCGCUUCGCCACCUACACCACGCCCACCAAGGAUGUGAACUCGGACCGGGCCAGCGUGUCCUCUCUGGGCACGGGGGACCCAGACUGCGCCUCCCUGCUGGAUGAGGAGCCCGACCUGGACCCCUCCAGCCCCACCUCCCCCCAGCGCAACGGCGUCAUGGGCCCCAAACGCAGCCCCAACAGGACCAGGCAGGAGAGCCCCACCCUGGCCCCCGGCCCAGGACGACCGGCCCUCCUGUCAGGCUUUGCGGCCUCGCCCUCCCGCUCCCCCCAGCUGGACAAGCCCGACCUGAGCUCCUCCCGCUGCACCAGCAGCAGCAGCACCAGCGCCUUCCACAACUACGCCAUGGAGGUGCUGAUCUCCAGCUGCUCGCGCUGUAAGACCUGUGACUGCCUCGUGUAUGACGAGGAGAUCAUGGCCGGCUGGACCGCAGACGACUCCAACCUCAACACCACCUGCCCCUUCUGUGGGAACCCCUUCCUGCCCUUCCUCAAUGUGGAGAUCAGAGACCUGAGAGGGCCUGGCAGGCACUUCCUGAAGAACAGUCCGUCUACAGAUGAGGCGGGGUCUUCCCCCUUCUCUGUGGGGACUGGGACGUCUACGCUGCCCACACCCUGCCCCUACACCCCGCUCUCCCCGUCCUCCCCCAAAAUCACCGUCCAGGAGUGUUCCGGAAACAACCGGAACAGCUGCCCCCCUCCCCACAGCGACAUUGCCGCGGAGCGUCCUCAGGAUGCCCUCUCCCCACCCCCCCCCAUGGCCCGAAGCAUCAGCACCUCUCAGCCCACAGAGGACCCCCCCAGGCCCAGUCACCGCGUCCCCACGGGGAGCCUGCCCAGCCACCUCAAUGAGCACACGGGCCCUCUGGACGUGGAGUGGCGUCUGCACACCCCAGACCCGGUGACGGUGCCGUACCUGAGCCCGCUGGUGCUGUGGAAGGAGCUGGAGAGCCUGCUGGAGAACGAGGGCGAGCAGGCCAUCGCCGCCUGCGACAUCGUGGACCAGCACCCCAUCGUCUUCUGGAACCUGGUGUGGUUCUUCCGCCGGCUCGACCUGCCCAGCAACCUGCCCGGCCUCAUCCUCACCUCCAAACACUGCAACCAGGACGCCAAGGUUCCUCGCCACUGGAUGUCCGAAGACAGCAAGCACGUGUUGAUCCAGAGGCUUUGGGAUAACCUGAAGCUGCAGCAGGACCCCAUCCAGCCCCUCUACAUCCUCUGGAACACACGCAGUCAGAGCUCCGCGCCUCUGCAGCGGCUGCAGGAGGAGCAGGGCCCGUUUGAGGAGGAGGUGCUGCAGAGCGUGGUGAAGAGCAUCCGGAAGAACGACGUGUACGGACCCAUGAGCCACGUCCUGCAGCUGCUCGGAGACACGCUGGGGGUCAGGAGGCAGAGGAGUUUAUACCGAGACAUCCUGUUCCUGUCCCUGGUGGCCCUGGGCAAGGAUAACAUCGAUAUCGAUGCCUUCGACCGCGAGUACAAGUCGGCGUACGACCGCCUGACACCCAACCAGGUCAAGCUGACGCACAACUGCGACCGUCCGCCCAGCGCCGGCGUCAUGGAGUGCCGCAGGACUUUUGGGGAGCCCCACCUCUGAACCCCGCCCUGCCUCUCUCCUCCCGUCCUCCUUCUCGGGCUCCACCCGCGACAGAGCGAGCAGGAGACCACCUCCAUGACGGACCUCCCUGCAGCCAGUCCUGCUGCGUGCGACACAGGCUUCUGCUGUAGUGUUCUGCCCCCGCCCUGGACCACACCCGCUUCCACAGACCCCCCCACACCCUCCCACACCCCUCCCAAUCACAGCCAUCUGCCCACACCCGUUCCCAUGGCAGCCAUGCUGAUACAUGCUCCUGUAACACCCCUCUGUCUGUACCUACUCCCACAACACUUUGUGACGACACCUACUUCCACAGCGUUCCUUUGACGGGGGGGGGAGGGGGACUUUUAAAAGGGAUUAACACUGCAUCUCAUCUGGAAGUGCACCUGGAAACCCGCUUCUCUCAAAAGCAGUGUCCGACAUUUCCCAAACACUAUUCAAGGACUCCUAUUUUAUGACGAAUUAGAGGAUGCCUUCAUAAUUAAGGUCCUGUUUGUGUUGCAUACAAAGCAGAUGUACUGUAUAUACAACAUUAGACACUUUUAUGAAAAGAAAUAUAUCACAUAGUUUAUAUAUGACUAAAACUGGCAAUAUUUUACUUAUUUGGAAUCUAUUUAUACAAACUUACAUUCUACAUUAUACACUAUUUAUUUCUAUAUGACAUGUUUAGCUGACUGUUUCACUGACUGCCUCCCAUCCCCACCGGGUCAGUGUGGAUUGUUGCAAAAGUCUUUUUGGUGAGAUUCACAUGGCAUCUCCUUGUCUGGAUCCUCGCCUGUCUCCUUCAAUGGAGAAAUGAUCUCAGCUUUAUAGUAUGUGAUGACUGACCAGGUGACCCCCUUUCUGUCAGUGUUUCUAAACACACACACACACAUAUUUGAAGUAUAACACGGAUGUGACUGCAGGUAUUAUUUUAUGAUUUUAUGAGCAUGAAAUUAAUGUGUAAAACGUUGAGAGACCUCACACCUGCAAAUUUAGGUCAGUUUAGUCACUAUAGCCACAUAGCACCUUAACCAGCACAGCCAUGGUGGUGUUGUUAAGGCUGUGCACUUCAGUGUUUAUAACAUACCACCGUUCUGCGUUGCGCAGUCCGUCGAAGUGCGUCCUGUAAAAGUAUAUUUCUGCUAACCGUGACAGAGCAGCUGUAGGCCCCUCUGGAAGGGCCUGUGAGAAGACCGCAGACUGCCUGUUUGAGCCAAUCAACGUACGAGUCCUGCCACGAACCGGCCUCACAGCUGUUCACAUAUCCAUUAACUUGGGUGUCCUCAGCCCUGUCCAACGUUCUACAUGCUUUUAAAAUAAAACGGCUGUUCCGCUGGGAAAGAAAACAUCUGACCGUUUCCGAUAGAUCGUUUUUAGUAUUUUUUUUCUCCGCGGAUGGGUCUACUUCUAAGAUUCUUCAAUUUUUUUUUAGCUGCGUAUCGUUCAGUCGGCUUUCAUAUCCGUUUCAACUCACGAUGUUAGAAAACCAAAAAUUAAUCAUCCAAAAAUGGUACGGUUAUAUAAAUAUAUAUGUAUGUACAAAUGUAUAUUUUAUCAGCACUUUUAAAACUGGCUGUUAACAAUUUGAAGUCAUUUGAAGUACAUCUUAUGAAAAGCAAUGUUGACUUAAAGACGGUGUGGUCUUGUACAGUAUAGCAAUAGUUUCUAUGUCAGCUCCUGAAGUCUUUGUUAUUUCUUUGUCUCCACAUAUUUGCUAUGUGAAUUAAGAACAACCUGUACUGGAUGUUUGUAAAGACCCACUCUUGCCAAGAUGUCAAACGCAGAAGGUGUGUAUAACUGGAACUAAGUAUAGGGCCCAUCAUUCUCAAACACAUGGUUGGAGCUGUUCUUUACUGUGAUGUGUAGGAGUUGCCCUUUUUCGUAACAGUCUUAACGUAAUGUGCUGUGCUGUACAAGGGUGUUUUUAUAACAGUGACGCCCAGUGGAAGGAUACUCGUCUCAUCCGUGUGAGAGAUAUGAUUGGUACGGUAUCGGGUUAGCAGGUACAAGCUGUUCCCAUUGACAGCAGGCGUAUCUGCCCUGCCCUGUCGCACGAGGAACCUCCCCCAGAGCUGUGUUCCUCUCUUACCAUCUGUCUUGGAAAUACCCACAUGAAAUCGCUGGUAUACAAGGCCAGUUUUUUGCUCAUGUACAAUACUUGGUACCUUCUACUUCUAAUGCUUUAUGUAUUUUCUCUAUAGAUGAAUUUAUUUAUAUUUACAUAUAAAUACAGUAUACACAUAUUUACAAGUCUUCAGAAUCUUUUUAUAUAUUACCUUAAAUGUACUCUGUGGUUGUGUAAUAGCACAGCUUAAUUUUCAGUGGCACAUGCAGUAACACAAUGGACUAAAAUAACUGCCUAUUAACGCAUCAGGGUUCAGAAUGAAUGCUUAUCAGGAGUGCUGCCUGUCAUGGGAGUAUGAAUGAAAGUGAUUUCUUGUACGGUUGCUGUACAGCCAUGAAUAUUCUUUGUGCAUAGUUCAAAUACUUGUGCAAGCAGGACAAACCUUUGUACAAAGUGGUUCCUUUAGCGCAGGGGUGUCCAAUCUUAUCCAGAAAGGGGGUGGUGUUGGUGCAGGUUUUUGUAUUAGCCCAGCUCUAAGAGACCUAGUUCUACUUAUCAAGGUCUUGACUGUAGACCGAGAUUAGGACAUGAACUCAAUCAGGUGUUAGUAGUGCUUGGCACCACAAAAACCUGUACCCACACCAGCCCUUUUUCAAUAAGAUUGGACACUUCAGCCUUGGAUGCUUUAGCGUGUUUAGAGAAAUGGGGUAGGAGUAAGCAAACCUUGAGAGUUUACGGUUGUUGCUGCUAUUCAUUUUAUUUUUCAUUUUACUCAACGUUGUCUGUUUACACUAUUUUACAGAAAUGCAACUGUUGGCAGGGAAUGCUUUUGAGUUGGCAAGGAGGCUGUUACCAAUUCCAGUGAAGAAAGUCUUAACACUUUUGUACUGAUGUCAGGAGAUCUUUGGUAGUUUUUGGUCAUUAUAUGUACUUUGAUGUCUUAUAGGUCCAGAUACAUAUAUGUUGAACAUGAUGAAGUCAGAUUUUAAAUUGCCCUCUAAUUGGCUGGAGCAUGGUGAAUCAGGGCACGGCAUUGGUACAGCUGUGUCCAGGUUAAUCUCAGUGAAUGAUUUUGCUGUGAGUUGCUGUCAUGGCUGCUAGAGGAGGGCUUCUCCCAAGAGGUGUCCAAUGAGUGUUGUCUACAUCAGUGAUGUACAGCAGAGGUCACCAGUCCACAAGUUCAAAAGUGCUAUGCAAUUGUGCUGAAGAUGGGGUUUUUUUUAAUGUGAAAUAAUUCUCAAUAUCUUUCAACUUGAACUUGUUGUUCCCAACCCAAUCGAGGACGCGUGGUUUUUAGCACCAGCUGGACAAUAAAUAUUUUACCUCAAAGGCUUGUGUGAUCUGCAGCAGCUGGGCGAUCGGUCUCUUCGAUUAGAAGCUGUACAAGUAAAACAAUUUCAUUGUUUUAGGUCAGUUAUAUUGUACUAUUCCAUGUCUUUGUAAACAUCUGAUCUGCCCUAGUCCAAACGGUUUGCAAAGUACCAUUUGUUUUGUCUGAAUGUCCAUAGUGUUUACAGAAGUGUGCACGAACAAUGGGUCUUGAGUCUGGUGAUGAAAACAUGUCUUUGACUGGAUCUACAGGGUCGUCUUUUACAGUGUAAAUAAACUCGCUCGUACUGCG